CUCGCUUGCUCUCUCUCCACCCUCCCUUCCUUGCUCACAGGUACACAGGAAUGCUGUGAGGACACAACAUACCUUGAUCUUUCUGGAGAAGAGAAAUACGUCAAAGCUGUCUUCAGCAAGAGAGGAGCACCAACCGGAGCCCGGGAGAGAGGAGAAUCAGGGUUCAGAUCCAGGAGGUGGAAAGCUGCUGUUCGAGAACCAGGCGAGAGCACAAGACAGACCAGAGAGGAGAUCCUUACAGCUUCUGAACAACUACUUCCGAGAAUCUACCAGAGAGAGAGAGAGAGACAGAGAGAGACAGGGAGAGACGCAUCACCAGGUCCACAAUCAGGUCUUGCACAGCUGCUUCCCUGGUGAAGCCUAUUCCCCCUCGACCCAGUCCUAGAAGCCUGUCCUGCCUCAGGGGUGAGAUGGUGUCUCUGGAUAACCCCUAUGCCGAUGUGGCGAUCCCUCGCGCCCGGCUGAGCAAUGUGUUCACCAGAGAGGGGGACGGCAGCACCGUGAUCGCCAAUCCGCUGGCUGAGACAGACAGGCUCCGCAAGUACAGCAACAGCGGCGCCAACGGGCACAGCAAAACCUACAGCUACAACCCCUACGCCAGCUUCAAGCCCGCCGGCGAGGGAGGACAGCCCCCUGCCAUGCCCAUCUACAGCCUGGAAAUGAACGCAGACAGGCUGAAGGAUCCCAAAGCCCCUUACAGCAGCCCUGCCCUGGAUCCGCAGAUCACCGCCUACAGCAACAGGAAGGAGCAGGACGAGGAGAGCUGCUGCCACGCCUGCUGGUGCUGCUGCUGCCAGAGGAAGAAGAGCUGCUGCGUGAUCUCCUAGAGGAGCCGCGCCUCCCCCAGUGUGGACCAGGACCGCUGGAGCCAGGGCUGCUGGCUCUGUAUGGCUCCCGUUAUAUCCAGGUGUUACAGCACCCCUACAUCAAAAACUGCUCCACUGCCAUUGGCAUGGGCUGGCAGGAUCGGGCACUGGGGGGACUUUACAUUGCCCUGCGGAGAGAAGCUGCUUUAACCAUUAGCAUUAUUAACACUGUUAUUUCAGUUAUUGUCCUUUUGUUUGUUUUUUUGCACAUUACUUUAUCUCGCUCUCUUACAGAUCAGCCUAGUGUGCCAUUUAAAAUGAACUCUAAACAGUCAACAGGAGCAGCCUCCCAAUGGACUAAUCACUGCAGUGAGGACCAGGCUGGAGUUAAAACGACCUGGAGGCACAUCCCUCGGGCGUACGCUGCACACCAGCCUCUGCGUUCUCUACAAGGGGCAGUCACUGCAAUGCAAUGGGAUUGUGUCAGCAUAGCAGCGUUUUCACUGCACAUUGAACACACUGCAGUCUGAGGACGCUGUGCACAUGCUUGCAUGAUGGUAGAAUGCUCUAGACUGCACAGGCUUUCAUUAUUUCAAUUGACUAUGUAUUGUUGUUAGUAUUAAAAUGACAAAUGCAGCCUGUAUUUACAGUCACAUAGUCCUCUGACCCAGACGAAGGACAAAGGCUCCUUCAUUAGGUUUCACUGUAGAGCUUUUUAACCAACGACCUCGUUAUAAAACCAAUGACAGAAUCCUCUAGUAAGUGAAGUGUGACGUGGCUCACUGCACACCACUGCCUGUCUGAUAUGAAACUUUAACACAACGCAGAGCAGCAUUCACUGGGUGUGACUUAAAAAAGGAUGCCAACUAUUCAGCUAGAAUGUGUGUUAAUAGAAUCCAGUGGCUUGUUGAGGACGUGCUUCUCUUCAGCUUUUAUCAAAAUGUUCUCAACGAGCCACCGUAGAUUCACUCUCUCUGUGCUGGAAAAACAAUGGGUUUCAAUCCCUUCUUGUGAGGAAUCCCUCACCUGUCACAAUGGUGUAAAACAGGCUCUCAAUGAAUAAAUCACUUAUCAAUG
Messenger RNA from Polyodon spathula (Mississippi paddlefish), 1883 nucleotides. RefSeq lists its product as uncharacterized. Bases 411 to 827 code for a protein of 138 amino acids. Lineage: Eukaryota; Metazoa; Chordata; Actinopteri; Acipenseriformes; Polyodontidae. The transcript has 2 exons. The record is from RefSeq and is a predicted model, not a curated record.